AUGUCUGGCGAUAUGGCAGCAAACUCCUACAAUCAGGCUCACUCCGACAUGGAUCAGAUGCAAAACUCGGAGACCUCGAACAGAGAAAGCGCUCGCGAUAAGGCGGCGCGAGAUCUGUUCACUAGUAUGGUGCGGCCCUGCCAUACUUCCAACGCUGACAACGCCGUCAACGGGAUUCCGGCACCACCCUCAUUACCUCCAGCGGUACAGCAGCAGGAAACGCCAGUCGAAUUCACCCGCUGCACUACACGCCUCCACGACAACACCUCUCCCGAAGGUGACAUCGGUCUCUACAUCAUGAGAAAAUACCCAGCGCGCUGGCAACGCGAGCACCUCGACGACACGGAGGAAGGCGCUGGAAUCUACCAGUACCGCCUCGCACCACAGGAGCCUCCGCAGCGCGUGGUGCACCCGGUAGAGAAUACCGACGGCGUGAUGUGCGAUACGUAUCUCACCGACGUCUACACAGUUGGAGGCAACAUGCUGUGCCUUUUCGUUGAUUACAACGAGCAUGAGGUCUGCAUUGCGCACUGGGCGGACUCUCGCGAGGUUAUUGAGGGGUUGUUGGAGAUAGAGCUGGGGACGCGCGAGUUCAUGAAGGAAGAGAAGCCGGCGGAUGUGGAUCGGGACGAGCAGAUGCGUCGAAAUCAGGAGCUUCGGAGGAUGCAGCAGUCUUGGGGAAUGCGGCAGCCUCAGCCGACGCGACAGUCUCAAGCAAUGCGACAGCCGAUGCAACAGCCUCAGGCAAUACGACAGACGAUGCAACAACCUCAGGCGACGGGGCAGCCUCGGGCGAUGUGGCAGCCUGCAACGCGACAGCACGCGAUGCAGCAGCUUCAGGCUAUGCAGCAGCUAUCAGCGCAGCUGAUGCAACAGCCUCGGGCGAGACAGCAGCAGAAUACGGUGUUCCCACCGACGAACCCAUUCGCACCUCGUUCCCCAUCCGCCGCGCCAUCCCCGAAUGAUCCUGGAGCUCAGACUGGUGUGUUUCCCGACCUACGCAGGGACUCCGGUACUGCGGUCGAUGGAUAUAACAUGGCGCCUCAGCCACAGCAUCCACUACCUGUGGCCUACCCAGCGUGGCACGACCAGGUAAUCCCAUCUAAUGGUCAAGCUCAACGCCAUCAAGCCAUAGAUGAGGCCGCGCUUGCGUCGAGCCAUGGAUUCAAUAUGCCGCCUCAGCCACAGCGGGCAACAUCUGUCGUGAAUCCAGUGCAGCACAACGAGGCAGAUCAGCCCCAUGGCCAAACCGGACUUGAUCAAGCCAUGAUUGACACGGCGCUUGAGACUCAGCCUGCAGAGCCACUGUCUGAUGAAUUCGGGUUGAACGACGCCUUUGCCAUGAUCGACAAUGUCGCUGCAUUCAAGGCCAGCCAAAACAGCGCUGCAAACGAUGCGGAGGCUUCGGGAGGUCUAAGCAUACCAGAGGCUUCCCUGGAUCCCAUGGGCGUCGAAAUUCCUCAAGGGGCGGGUGCUUCGGACAAGGCCGACGAUGCCGCAGAUGUACAAUGGGACGAGCGGUGGGGGUUCGCCGGGUCGCGGGGCAUAUUGGUGCUUACUUCCAGAGAUCAGGGUGAAGAAGCGAUGCAUGACGCGCCUUGCUUCGAGUGUGCUUCCUGGGUGGAAGGUGCCCGCAGAACUUGA
Molecule: messenger RNA, 1644 nt
Organism: Fulvia fulva
Lineage: Eukaryota; Fungi; Ascomycota; Dothideomycetes; Mycosphaerellales; Mycosphaerellaceae
Exons: 1
Coding region: 1-1644 (547 amino acids)
Source: RefSeq, a predicted model, not a curated record